This is a messenger RNA of Lasiosphaeria miniovina, 1956 nucleotides long. RefSeq lists its product as uncharacterized. Bases 1 to 1956 code for a protein of 651 amino acids. Gene Ontology annotation, biological process: phosphatidylinositol 3-kinase/protein kinase B signal transduction; regulation of phosphatidylinositol 3-kinase/protein kinase B signal transduction; negative regulation of cell population proliferation. Lineage: Eukaryota; Fungi; Ascomycota; Sordariomycetes; Sordariales; Lasiosphaeriaceae. The record is from RefSeq and is a predicted model, not a curated record. Gene Ontology annotation, molecular function: protein tyrosine/serine/threonine phosphatase activity; phosphatidylinositol-3,4,5-trisphosphate 3-phosphatase activity; protein tyrosine phosphatase activity. Gene Ontology annotation, cellular component: plasma membrane; cell projection; cytosol. The transcript is spliced from 2 exons.
AUGGCGUCCUUCCUGCGCCAAAUUGUCGCCGGCCCGCGCGCAAAGCACCAGGAGACUGGCCUCGACCUUUGUUAUGUCACCAAGAAGAUCAUUGCGACUUCGGGCCCCUCGCAGACGUACCCGCAGCGCGCUUAUCGAAACCCCCUCGACCGGCUCGUCACCUUCCUCGACGAAAAGCACGGCGAUGGGUGGGCCAUAUGGGAGUUCCGCGCCGAGGGCACCGGCUACCCAGACGCUGCCGUCUACGACAGGAUACGCCACUACCCUUGGCCCGACCACCACCCGCCCCCGUUCCGACUCGUACCCAUGAUCAUGGCCGGCAUGCGCAAUUGGCUGGCAGGCGGAGAGCUCGACGGCGGCAAGAUCACCGACGGGGACCACGGGCCAAACGCGGAUGGGAACAAGGACGGGGCCGCGGAUAAGACGAGUAACAGGGUCGUCGUCGUGCACUGCAAGGCCGGCAAAGGCCGCUCCGGCAGCAUGGCCUGCAGCUACCUGAUCUCCGAGUGCGGGUGGACGCCCGAGGACGCGCUGGCGCGCUUCACCGAGAGGCGCAUGCGGCCCAACUUUGGCGCCGGCGUGUCGAUUCCCAGCCAGCUGCGCUGGAUCAGCUACGUCGACCGGUGGACCAAAGGCGGCAAGACGUACGUCGAUCGCGAGAUCGAGGUCAUGGAGAUUCACGUCUGGGGGCUGCGGCACGGCGUCAAGGUCUCGGUCGAGGGCUUUGCCGAGGAGGGCAAGAAGAUCAAGGUCAUCCACACCUUCAAGCGCGAAGAGCGCAUCGUGGUCGAAGGCGACGCCCCAGGCGGCGGCGGCAUUAUGGACCUAGUCUCGGACAUGACCGGCUACGGCCUCGGUGCGGGAAAUGACGACGACUCGGAGAUCCUCGAGGAUGCCGAUUACGAAGGAAUCGCAGAAGACGCGGCCAAAGGCGCCGACGCAGCACCGCCGCCUGCGAGGACCGAAUCGAAGAAGCUGAAGCCCUCUAAGGCGGCGAAGAUGGCGAGAAAGCUAUCGAGCAGAAAGGCCAAGUCUUCGCAAAACCUCGGCAAAAUGGGCAAGAGCAAGACCAUUGCCAUGCCCGACGCCUCGCAGGCGUCUUCGGCGGCAUCGCUAGCUCCUCCGUCGGAUGGCCCCCAGUCCCAGUCUACCACCAGCCUACAGAACAGCACCUCUUUUGCCGACUCGUCAGAGCCCGGCGGGCAGGCCGUCAUCUUCAAGCCCACGACGCCGAUCCGGGUCCCGAACAGCGAUAUAAACAUCGCCGUGGAGAGACGAAACCGGGCGCCUGCCAGCAUGGGGCUGACCAUGGUCACAGCCGUCGCCCACGUCUGGUUCAACACGUUCUUCGAAGGCAGCGGUCCCGAGCAGGGCGGCAAGGCCGACGACAGCGGCGUGUUUGAGAUCGAGUGGGAUAAGAUGGACGGGAUAAAGGGGUCGAGCCGUAAGGGGACACGGGCCUGUGACCGCCUGUCGGUGGUCUGGCGGGCGGCGGGAACGGAGAUUGGUGCUGGCCAGGGAGCUGGAGGCUCCGAGGGAGCCUCGGGGGUGACCAUCAACGAGCCCGGCGAGGACAGCCCCGUGCCACAGAUGGAGCCGGCCGACUGGAAGGGCGGCAACAAGGAGGACCCCACGGCGAACAAGCACCUCGGCUUGAGGGUCGCGGACCCCGACAGCGCGAGCGUCAGCAAAGCCAGCAGCGUCAAGAGCUUAGAGCUCGAGGGCCACGAAGGGAAAGGGGGUGACGAGAAGGCGAAGGAGGACGCAGGCGACGAAAAAGACGACGAGUCCCUGCAGGGCGUCAAGAUCAGCGGGCCGGCGGGCGAGGAGGCCUUGGACGACGGGUCGAAGAGCCAGCCAUCUGCUGCCCCUGAGACCAAGCCCGAGCCCCGCCCGGUGGGCGGUGGCGAGGCCGCGGCCGACGCGACCGCAAAGCACGGGUUCAUUGUCGAAUAG